This is a messenger RNA of Microplitis mediator, 1806 nucleotides long. Its product is annotated as fumarate hydratase, mitochondrial-like. Gene Ontology annotation, molecular function: fumarate hydratase activity. Lineage: Eukaryota; Metazoa; Arthropoda; Insecta; Hymenoptera; Braconidae. The record is from RefSeq and is a predicted model, not a curated record. Gene Ontology annotation, cellular component: tricarboxylic acid cycle heteromeric enzyme complex; mitochondrion. Bases 97 to 1617 code for a protein of 506 amino acids. The transcript has 5 exons. Gene Ontology annotation, biological process: malate metabolic process; tricarboxylic acid cycle; fumarate metabolic process.
UAAAAAAUAUAUAAGUAGGACCGUCCCAACCUAACCUUCAUCCUGAGAAAUAAAAAAUAUAUCAUUUAUAAGUAAAUAAUUUAUAUAAAUAAAAAUAUGUCACUGAAUGUAUUUAGGUAUCGAGGUUUAUACUCAAUUCGUAAUCAAUUGAAAUUGAAAUCCGGGUUUUCCCACGGGUCCCAAUCAUCAGUAUUUAAUGAUGUUGUCAUUCGUAAUAGUUCAGAUAAAUCUUAUCGCCUUGAACGUGACACAUUCGGAGAACUAAAAGUACCAGCUGAUAAAUAUUAUGGAGCGCAAACUUUAAGAUCUGUUAUGAAUUUUCCCAUUGGGGAUAAUUCUGAACGUAUGCCAUAUCGAGUAAUAGUCGCAAUGGGAAUUUUAAAAAAAGCAGCAGCAGAAGUAAACAAAGAAUUCGGUCUGGACCCAAAGGUAGCUGAGGCCAUUAGCAAAGCCGCGGAUGACGUAAUCAGCGGUAAACUUUACGAGGAUCACUUUCCACUAGUGAUCUGGCAAACAGGUUCGGGAACUCAGACCAACAUGAACACGAAUGAAGUAAUAUCGAACCGGGCGAUUGAAAUUCUCGGCGGAGAACUGGGCUCCAAGAAACCUGUUCAUCCUAACGAUCAUGUCAACAUGUCGCAGAGUUCAAACGACACUUUCCCAACUGCUAUGCACAUCGCAGUCGCUCUGGAGAUAAAUAAAAUUCUAUUACCCGGAUUGGCGCAGCUGCACGCGGCACUCAAGGCCAAAUCCGAGGCCUGGAAAGACAUCAUCAAGAUUGGAAGAACCCACACGCAGGACGCAGUCCCGCUUACUUUGGGUCAGGAGUUUUCUGCGUACGCUACCCAAGUCGAGUAUGGAAUCGCGAGAGUAAAAGACACUUUGCCGCGGCUGUAUCAGCUGGCGCUGGGAGGAACUGCCGUUGGUACCGGGUUGAACACGAGGAAAGGAUUCGCUGAGAAGACCGCCGCUAAAAUAGCAGCGCUCACUGGCUACCCUUUCGUCACUGCUCCUAAUAAAUUUGAGGCACUGGCCGCUCACGACGCCAUCGUUGAAGUUCACGGUGCUCUGAACACAGUCGCAGUCUCCCUCAUGAAGAUCGCCAAUGACAUAAGAUUUUUGGGCAGCGGACCCCGUUGUGGACUCGGCGAGUUAUCGCUUCCGGAAAACGAACCCGGGAGCUCCAUCAUGCCGGGGAAAGUGAACCCAACCCAGUGCGAAGCCAUAACGAUGGUCUGCGCCCAAGUGAUGGGCAACCACGUGGCCACAACUGUCGGCGGCAGCAACGGCCACUUUGAACUCAAUGUCUUCAAACCUGUGAUGGUCGCCAACACCCUGAGAUCUGCGAGACUUCUCGGAGACUCUGCAGCUGCGUUCACCAAAAACUGCGUCGUCGGUAUUGAGCCGAACAUCGACAACAUCAACAAAAUUAUGAACGAAAGUCUGAUGCUAGUCACUGCCUUGAACCCACAUAUUGGAUACGAUAAAGCUGCCGCGAUUGCCAAACAAGCGCACAAACAAAAAUUGACUUUAAAAGAGUCGGCGUUGAAAAAUGGCCUCACUGAAGAACAAUUCAAUCAGUGGGUGAGACCAGAGCAAAUGUUGGGACCUAAGUAACUUUCAUACUGUUCAUAAUAUAUGUGAAGAAUGUGUGUAUGAUUUAUUGUCAUCAAAUUUCAUUUUCACAAAAUCAUACUUAAUUAUUGUUAUUAUUAUUAUUGUUAAUUAAUUAAUUGCGUUGUAUGAAUUUAAAUGAAAUUAUUGUUUCAAAUAAUUAUAGAAAAAAAAAUAAAGUAAUUUAAAAUA